Messenger RNA from Linum trigynum, 2260 nucleotides. NCBI's taxonomy places the organism in Eukaryota, Viridiplantae, Streptophyta, Magnoliopsida, Malpighiales, Linaceae. The record is from the annotation of a GenBank genome assembly.
CUAAAAUAUAAGAAAAUGGUCUCUCGAAAGGAUAAAUUUGGUCUCAACAUUCCUCAUUCGGCGCACCAACCCAGCAAUUAAAGACGCUCUGUUCUCUACUUAUUUAAGUCCCUUCAUAGGCUCUCACAGCUCCCAAAUCAACCCUUCUUGGAUAAUAGCCCUUUACGGCCAAACUUUUCCUGGAAACUCUGGGUAUCUUCCUGUCCUAGAUAAAGUUUCCAUUUUGAGAGUGAUUUUUUACUGGUUUUGGUUCUUUUGAAGCUGACUUCUGUUCUUUUGGGUUCCAGUGGGGAAAGCUGUUGUUUGUGCUGCAGAUCCAAAAUGGGGAAGCCUGUUUUGCUCCACUCGUUACUACUCUCUGGACUUCUUCUGCUGGCUGGUUUGGAUGUUUCCUUGGUGAAUGCAGACGACCCAUAUCGUUUCUACACUUGGACUGUCACUUAUGGCACCAUUUCUCCUCUUGGAGCUCCUCAACAGGUGAUUCUCAUCAAUGGGCAAUUCCCUGGUCCUCAACUAGAUGUGGUGACAAAUGACAACCUUGUCCUCAACCUCAUCAACAAGCUUGAUGUGCCUUUCCUUUUGACCUGGAAUGGGAUUAAGCAAAGGAAGAAUUCAUGGCAAGAUGGAGUUCUGGGAACAAACUGCCCUAUCCCACCUGGCUCCAAUUACACGUACAAUUUCCAACCAAAAGAUCAGAUUGGGUCUUUCACUUAUUUCCCAUCCACUGGUUUCCACAGAGCAGCUGGUGGUUAUGGAGCCAUUAAUGUGUACCAGAGGCCCAGAAUCCCUGUGCCUUAUGCAACUCCAGAUGGAGAUUUCACUCUAUUGGUUGGUGACUGGUACAAGACUGGCCACAAGGCAUUACAGGCUUCUCUGGAUUCAGGCAAGUCUCUACCUUUCCCAGAUGGUGUACUUAUAAAUGGCCAUACCCAAGCCACCUUCAGUGGUGAUCAAGGAAAAACCUACAAGUUUAGGGUCUCUAAUGUAGGAUUGAAGAAUACCUUGAACUUUAGGAUUCAGGGCCACACAAUGAAGCUGAUUGAGGUUGAAGGUUCUCAUGUUGUUCAGAACAUGUAUGACUCUCUUGAUGUGCAUGUUGGCCAAUCUGUCAAUGUCUUAGUGACACUGAAUCAAGCUCCCAAGGACUACUACAUCGUUGCAUCGACUCGUUUCACACCGAAAAAGCUGGUGGCAUCUGGUGUUCUGCACUACACCAACUCCAAAACUCCGGUAUCUGGACCACUUCCUGCUGAACCAAGUUACCAGCUUCAUGGCUCCAUGGAGCAAGCCAGAACUUACAGGUGGAACUUGACAGCAAAUGCAGCCAGGCCAAAUCCUCAGGGCUCUUUCCACUAUGGAAAGAUUACAACGACAAAUACAAUCGUAUUGUCGAACUCAGCACCUUUGAUCAACGGGAAGCAACGCUACGCUGUGAACGGGGUCUCAUAUGUCAAUGCUGAUACUCCAUUGAAGCUUGCUGACUACUUCAACAUCCCUGGAGUUUUCAGCACGAGCUCACUCCAAACCGUACCCAAUGGUGGUGCUGCAACCGUAGCCACUUCUGUCAUCCCAACUUCUCUCCAUGAUUUCAUCGAAGUUGUGUUCCAGAACGACGAGAACGCAAUGCAAUCUUGGCAUCUUGAUGGCUAUGACUUCUGGGUUGUUGGCUUUGGUUCUGGUCAAUGGGCACCAGCUAAGAGAAGCACUUACAACCUUGUUGAUGCUCUCACCAGACACACUACUCAGGUGUAUCCAAACUCAUGGACAGCCAUAUUGGUGUCACUGGACAACCAAGGAAUGUGGAACAUGAGGUCUGCAAUAUGGGAGAGGCAAUACCUUGGACAACAAUUCUAUCUCAGGGUUUGGUCUCCGGUCCAAAGCCUUGCCAAUGAGUACUUCAUUCCUACCAAUGCUCUCCGUUGCGGCAAAGCCGUUGGGAAGAGCCAUUAAAUUGACUGCCGUAUAAGGAAAACAUUACUAUUUACUACAAUCCUUUUGUCUGGUGUUCUUCUUGGUCAUGAGAGGAUGGCCGUGAAUUACGAGACAACGCGGUGGAAUAGAGUGAGAUAGAGAGCACAUUUGAUUCAUUUACAUCGUUAUUGUACACAGGAAGUGUUGGUUUUGGAAGGUUUAAAGCUUGGUUCUUAUGUAUAAUUGAUUCUUUCACUUUAGGCUUCCAUUGACACUUUCAUUUAUACUAGUAAGCUGCACGCGACUAUCUAUUUUGUAUAAUAUCUGUAAAUGAAAAUAGUGCCACGGG